Messenger RNA from Marmota monax (woodchuck), 5214 nucleotides. Its product is annotated as zinc finger protein 433. Gene Ontology annotation, biological process: regulation of transcription by RNA polymerase II. Lineage: Eukaryota; Metazoa; Chordata; Mammalia; Rodentia; Sciuridae. Gene Ontology annotation, molecular function: DNA-binding transcription factor activity, RNA polymerase II-specific; RNA polymerase II cis-regulatory region sequence-specific DNA binding. The transcript is spliced from 4 exons. The coding region runs from base 1681 to 2976 and encodes 431 amino acids. The record is from RefSeq and is a predicted model, not a curated record.
GAGAGAGAGGAGGGGAGGGGAGAGGUGGGGAAAAAAAGAAGAUGCAUCUUCCUUGCAUCUAGCUUUGGGCAGUUCUGGAUAUGGAUGCUGUAGUCACUGUUGUUAGGGUUCCUGUGCCCAUAAUUUUCACAUCAUUUUUAUAGACACCUGAAGUGUGAUGACUUAAUCAUACAGUUUUUUGCAUUCAUGAUUGAAUUUUGCAUUUGUGAUUAUGAGCAUCAUUCAUAGUUUUCUAUUUAGUACUUUUCUUGAUCCAGUUAAUUUGGAUAAUAUGGUAACUUAUGCCUCAGAAAGAAUUAGAAGAUUUUAACUGAGCUUCUAUGUUCUGGAAAAAAUGUAGAAAAUUGGUGGCAGUUUUUAUGUGUCUCUUGGAAGCCUAUUUGUGAUGUUAGAUCCUUGCCUUACUUUUGUAGUAGUAAUUAGUUAUUGAGUCUAUUUUUUUCAGCAGCCAUAUGCUCAUCUAUUUUGUGUAUUUCCCCUCGUGUGUAAAAAUAAAAAACUGUCUCUCUCACUGAAAUGGUCCAGUUUUUGCAAGUUGUCUAAUUUGUGUCAAGCACAUUUAAGAUAAUCUUGAAGUCCCAAUGCAUUGUGGACGAUGACAAUUUUAAAUCUGUUAGUAGGUUUUCAGUCCUCUUUGCUUUUCUCUUUAAUGUUAUUGUAUAAUUUACACUUUUAAUUCUUUCUUUUUAUGUGUCAGUGAGGAUUGAACCCAGUUUUUCCCAGGCACUAGACAAGCACUCUUCCACUGAGCCGCAUCCCCAGUCCCUGUCCUCUGUACUCUUAGCCUUAUGUCAGUUUAUCAGUGAUGCUGAUGUUCAUGAAGAAGUUGAUUUUGCGGACUGUGGGUUUCCUGAUUGUGGUUUCAUCCACACCUUCUCUGUUACCUUCCUGUGGUUAAUUUAGGUUUACCUUGCUCUUCUUUCUCUGGUUUUUUGAAGUGACAGCUUCAAUAAUUGCUUUUAGCUCCUUUUCUGAAAUGUGUGUUGGAUGACUUCGAUACCAAUACAGCACACCUCGGGUAUUCUCUAUGAAUUUCCUGUGAUGGACUUUUACAUUUUUUUUUCCUUAAAAAUGGUCACAUUUUCUCUUGAGUCACCACUUUGUCCUGUGUCUGUUUAGAGUCUUGUUUCAUGUCCCCUUCCCUGGAGGCUUUUCACCUGCUCCUGAUCUGAUUUCUGCUUUUGCUCUCAUGAUCUUUGGGCAUACAUGGGAUUUCACUGGUGGUGCACUUGUAGGGGUGUGGUUUAUGUCCUGUGGAGUGUUUCUGUGACCCAGAGUCCCCAGUGUGCUUCCCAAGGGUUGAAGGCCCAUGAAGCCCUCCUGCCUGCAUCAUUGUCCUGACAGAGUUGGGCUGAUGUCUCUGAGUGUAAAUGUGCAUUCUUCAUUGUUUUGGGUGGUUCUGUAUGUUCUCAGUCCUUGCGUGUGGUUCUGUGUCAGUGGCAGGGACAUUUUCUUUUUGCCUGUUCCAUCAUGGUGCAGACAUCAUAGCAUGCUUACAGAUGUGAGUGGUGGCCUGUUUCACACCCAGACUGUGUGGGAUAGUUCAGGAAUCUGGGCUACAAACUUGUUGCUUGACCACACUCUGGAUGAUCUUCUCCCUUAGGUUUGUUGGCAAAACCAUUGCUGCAGGCACGAUGAAUCUCUUUCACAACAGACAACUAUUGCACAUAAAGCCCAACAAUGAUCAAAAUGUCCUUGAGCAGAACAUUGAUCUCAGUGACCUUUGAGGAUGUGGCUGUGUACUUCACCAAGGAGGAGUGGGCUUUGCUGGAUCCUUCCCAGAAGAACCUUUACAGAGAUGUGAUGCUGGAAGUCCUCAGAAACCUGGCUUCUAUAGGAAAGAAAUGGGAAGACAAGAUCACUGAAGACCAUGUUGAAAACUCUGGGAGCAAUGUAAGGCAGAUCACAUCAUACUCUGGACACAAAUACUACAAGCAUGAGGAAUGUGAAGAGAAGCCAUGUGAAUUUAAACAAUGUAAGAAUGCUCUGGUUUCUCCCCAAAAUAUUCACACACAAAUGUUAAUACAAACUGGAGAUGGACUUUAUGAAUCUACAGUACAUGGGAAAGUCAUCAGUCACUCCAGUGACAUUCAAAGGCAUGGAGAUACUCAUACUGGGUGGCAACCCUAUAUAUAUCAGCAAUGUGGUGAAGCCUCUUCUUAUCCCACCAGUGUUCCAAGACACAUGAUAACACACAGUGGAGAUAAACUUUUUCAAUGGGACAUAUGUGGGAAAGCCUUUGAUUUCUCCUCUUUAUUUAGAAGACAUGAAGGAACUCAUUGUGGAGAGAAACUCCAUGAAUGUAAACGAGGUGGUCAGACCUGUAUUUCAUACACAAGUCUUCAAAGGCACAGGAUCACACACAUGGGGAAGGAAGGUUUAAAUUGUAAGGUAUGUGGGAAAGACUUUGCUUAUCCCAGUUUACUUAGAGUACAUCAGAGAAGGCAUACUGGAGAGAAGCCCUAUGAAUGUAAGCAGUGUGGCAAAGCCUUUGCUACAUCUCAUAAGCUUCAUAUACAUGGAAGAAUACAUACCGGAGAAAAGCCCUAUGAAUGUCAACAGUGUGGAAAAGCCUUUACUACUGCCUCCUACCUUCAGAUACAUGAACGAACUCAUACUGGAGAGAAGCCCUAUGAAUGUAAGCAGUGUGGGAAAGCCUUCGCUCAGUCCUCUCACCUUCACUCACAUGCAAAAACUCAUACUGGAGAGAAGCCCUAUGCAUGUAAGCAGUGUGGCAAAGCCUUUGCUACAUCCACUAAGCUUCAUAUACAUGGGAGAAUACAUACCGGAGAAAAGCCCUAUGAAUGUCAACAGUGUGGCAAAGCCUUUACUACAUCCAGUUACCUUCAGAUUCAUGGAAGAAUGCACACUGGAGAGAAGCCCAAUGAAUGUAAGCAGUGUGGCAAAGCCUUUGCUACAUCCUCUACGCUUCACAGACAUGGAAGAAUACAUACCAGAGAAAAGCGCUAUGAAUAACAACAAUGUGGAAAAGCUUUUGCCACAUCCUGUCUGCUUCAUACAAGUGAAAGAACAGAUACUGCAGAGAAAUAGUAUGCAUGUAAACAAUUGGUAAACUUUUCUGUUAUUACUGUUUCACUCAUAUACAUGUAGGACGUUACUGGAGAAAAAUCCUUUGAAUGUAAAAAUGGUAAAUCAAAAACUUUUCAGAAAAGCAACUUUCCCUUAGGAGAGCACCGAACUUAGCAACAUAUCCCAUGAAUCACCUUCAUAAUUCUUUAUAUUUACUUACGGUUUCUAGAAUUGCAAAAAUAGUUUUUGUUUAUCUUUCUACAGAUGAAAAAUUCCCAGAUCUUAUGAGUUUAACAUCACAACUUCUUCUUCUGUCUAAUUCCCUUACUUUCUACAAUUCAACCCACAACACUCUGAAAUCCUAAGUGCACUUAACUUCUGGAGAGAAAUUCCAAACUCACUAAAUUUCUAAAAUUGACACUGAAGUUCAAGUACAGGACACCACUUGUCCCGACAUAGGACUAAACCAGUCAGGGUCACUCCAGGUGAACUGGGCUGCAUGACAUUGUCACACAGAGACAGAGAAAUGUCUUUUUCUUUGGUUCUGUGAUGGCUCCCUCACCCAGCUCCCCCAAAGGAGGCAAGGCAGGUAAGAAUGAGAGAGAGCAGGCCUGGAGCCCCAUUUUAUGGGGGAGAAGCCACUCAAAUGAGGAUAGGGUCAAGAUUCAGGGGGUGGAGUCUUCCUGAUGUCUGCUGCCAGUAGGUUGACAUCCUGGAAGGCCACGCCCAUCUCAUGUGCUGUGUGGGGAUCAAGGGCAGAGCAAAGGAAGGGGACACACAAGGGGAGGUUCCAUGGAACAUUCUAUCCCAAAAGGGCACAGAGUAGGAUUCCAAAGGAACAGGAGGGUGUAACUCGACCCCACUGGCGGACUCCUACUCCUGGAGCCACACCUCACUAUCUGAAUGGGGGUGAGGCCCAAUGUGUUGUGGGGCACAGCAGCUGUUCCAUACUCCCCUACACAGGACUUAAAGUGACUCCCGACAGCAGAAUUCACAGCUCAGAUUGGACUCCGGGGCCAGCUGCCCAGUGUGUGGUGGUCAGAGCACCCCAGGGGGCUGUCUCCUGCGCAGUCAGCACAAAUGCAAUCGCUUCUGUUGGGUAAAGCUGUGGGACGAACGUGAGGCAGUCAGUGUCCGGGUCCAGCAGUGCUCACUGGGUCCCACUGUCCCAUGGUCUACAGAAGCAAAAAUUGCUUCUUCCCCUCUCCCCGUCCAAGCUCUGGGGUGGGCACGUCACAGGCUUUAAGUGGGUGUUAUUUGAAGUUGUCCCCCUCAGACUCAGAGUCUGAGCCAUGACCUAAUGGAGCACAGCUCCACGACCAUGGUUUACAUCAUGAGUUGGAAAUUGUGACGUUUUGGCAAAAAUAAUGGUGAAUGUGUUGUCACAGAAAUUGUCUCAUUUCUGUGUUCUUCUUAGCUUGAUUUCAUGGGAGGUUUUUGCAUAUUUCAUCUGACAAGGGAGCAAUCUGGAUGCUGGGUGAAGAGGGUGAGGGGCUCCCUAGGGUUGAGGACCCAGGAUGCUCCUCUGGGCACAUCCCUGCAUCCUCCAGGUGAAGUUUGAUGCACAGGGUGCCUUUUGUCUGGGGUGUCUCUGGGUCACGUCCUCUCCACUGUGAGGAGAGGGUCCCGGGGUCAGGACUGUUGGGGGUCCCAGGAGCCUGGGUUUCCUAUUGGGAGUCAGAAGCCUGAGCAGUAACCUCCACACAGGGGCCAGGGGCUUAGGAUCCUGUCCCCAUUGCUCAAGUGAGGAGAAGGACACUUUUCCUGCCACAGGGGUGCCUGAGGUAACGGCACAGCGCCAGGCUCCCUACGUUCCUCUCCUGCAGGGAUGCUGCUGCUGCAGGUUUGCUUUGCUUUUUAUUUCUCUCCUUUGCAAGUGGCACCUUGUAUGGUCUCUGUUUCUGGAAAUGUUGAUAUAUUUUCACUUUUUACAUGAGAUUUGUGUGUAUUUUAUAGUAGUAAAUGAUAAAGUAUCAUAAUGACAGCAUAGAUUUCUGCAUUCGUGACAUUCUAAACUUUUGAUAAAGAUUGAAUAUGUAGGGUGGGGCUGUGGCUCCAUGGUGCUGUGCUCACCUAGCAUGCAGGAGACACUAGGUUCGAUGGUCAGCACCACACAACUAUGAAAUAAAGACAUUGUGUCCACCUAAAAAACUAAAAAAAUAAAUAUUUAUUUUAAAGACUGAA